GAGUAAACACCGAAGCCUCGGGCGAAGGGGUAUCUUGCCCGAACCACUCGUCUUCCGGCCUGAAAGCCCUAACCAUGUCCCUUGCCUGUGUCACGAUGCCGCGAGGCACUGCACUCGCAGCGGUGUUCACUCAGCACGGAGCUGCUUCCAUACCGCGGGUUGCGAUCCAGCCAUGUCGUCAUUCCGUUGCCCAACGCAUCGUGCCUGGGGCACGCUUCUUCGCGAAUCUGACACCCACGUUGCCAUCUCGUAAUCAAAUUGAGGCAGUCCCCAUGAACACAUGCGACGUAUUCCCCUAUUAG
Messenger RNA from Verticillium alfalfae VaMs.102, 302 nucleotides. RefSeq lists its product as hypothetical. The transcript has 2 exons. The record is from RefSeq and is a predicted model, not a curated record. The coding region runs from base 75 to 302 and encodes 75 amino acids. NCBI's taxonomy places the organism in Eukaryota, Fungi, Ascomycota, Sordariomycetes, Glomerellales, Plectosphaerellaceae.